AUGGCAGUGGCUUCGAAAGAGAUGUACAGCGUCUUCAGUGAGAACUUUCUAACGUGUCAUAUAUGUCUGGGGGAAUAUAAAGACCCGAGAGUGCUCCCAUGUAACCACACAUUCUGCCUGGAAUGCAUUGCUGACCAUGCAGCCAAGAAUGGUGACCAGAACAAGUUCUUCUGCCCCGUGUGUCGCCAAGAGGCCCCUGUACCACCAGAUGUGGUGAAGGCUCAGCGGGUGAUAAUACAAGCAAAACUGAGAUGUCUUCCAAACGGGAAACUGUCUCGUUUUGAAAAGGUGGAGAAAGCCAUUGUACGAACGGAAGAGAGGCUGACAGAAAAUCAGACAAAGAUUCUUCGUUUGGUGGAUUCUCAGAAAUUAGCUAUGACAAAGCAGAUAAUUAAAAACAGUAAAACUAUUGAAAGAGAACUCACCGAUUAUUACCAGCAAGUAGAGAAGUAUGUACGCGAACAGACGGACGCCUAUUUGGUCGAUGUCAAGCAGCAUUUGGAAACGUGUCGAACAAAAGUACAGUCUGAUUACACCAAAAUGAAAAGAUGUUUAGAUGAAAAAAGCAACACAAUAUCGGAAGAAGUUAAGGGACUAACGUCCACGCAGGUGAAGACUUUAGAAGCUGAAAAGGACAGGCUUGAAAUGAAUAAGAUUUCGAUUCAGACCAUUAAUGAUUUCGCUCAGCAGCUCACAAACACCGGUUCUGACAUCGAGGUCAUGACACACUCUAAAAUACUCCAAACUAGAAUUCAGGAGUUACAAAACGUAGAACCAGUCUUUGAUACUGAAAUCACCGACAUAACGUUUACACCAGGGCAAACAAAUAUGGAUGUCGUGCUUCAGUUGCCUAAAAUCCCUGAACCACGGCUACUGACCAUUAAACCGGGGUCCAUUACGGCCAAAACAUCCCGGAAAAUGCCCAUGGAUGCAUGUUUUGGAAGUUUGAAUCAAGAAAGAGCGUACUAUACCGUACCGAAAGAAUUUCAGAAAGCCAAAUUCCUUGGAUGCCUUAAGCGGGGUACCUGUUUUAACGUGAAGGGUUGGCCGUGGGAUAUCCAGUGCAUCGAUUACGGGUGCUAUUUAGUUGUGCAUGGUAUUACAGUGUCCAUAUUCUUCAGCACAGGCCAGUGUAAUCGUGAGAUCAGUAUAGAGGGAAAAGCGAGAAUUGCUAUCCCAAUGUGCAGUAAUGGUGCUCUGCGAUGUGCAUACCAUCACGGCAUCAAUGCAAUCAUAGUCAGCGACCGCUUGGCCCACAGUGUGUAUGCAGUGACACCCCAGGGUGACGUCAUGUUCCAGUACGGAGUGCGAUAUCAGAUUGAAAGCGGGGGCGAGGAACUGAAUGAUCCACGAGGAAUAUGCGUAGAUAUGUUUGGACACAUAUUCAUAGCUGACUGUCGUAAUGACAGGGUGGUUGUCCUUGGUUCAGACGGACGAUUUCUACGUAGAAUUUUGACAUGGAUUGACGAUAUAAGAUAUCCUUUGUCAGUCGAUGCCAACAGUAACGGUGAGCUUGUCGUUGGAACCGCCAGCGGAAAACUAUCCACGUACAGAUUUAUAGCACAGCAUAGCGAUGGCAUGACAUGA
Messenger RNA from Lingula anatina, 1587 nucleotides. RefSeq lists its product as uncharacterized. Gene Ontology annotation, molecular function: protein binding; zinc ion binding. The record is from RefSeq and is a predicted model, not a curated record. Lineage: Eukaryota; Metazoa; Brachiopoda; Lingulata; Lingulida; Lingulidae.